CCCGUGAGGCCCAGUUAGGGACAAAAACUAAUUUGGAAAAACCCGGGACCGAAGUUAGCCGUUUCCUUCUUUCAGCCCUACCUCAGCAUCUUACUCCAUGGCGGUUCCCGAAACGCGCCCGAACCACACGAUUUAUAUCAACAACCUCAACGAGAAGAUCAAGAAGGAUGUUUGGCCAGAUCCUGGAUAUCCUGGUAUCGCGGAGCCUGAAGAUGAGGGGCCAGGCUUUUGUCAUCUUCAAGGAGGUCAGCAGCGCCACCAACGCCCUGCGCUCCAUGCAGGGUUUCCCUUUCUACGACAAGCCCAUGCGCAUCCAGUAUGCCAAGACCGACUCAGACAUCAUCGCCAAGAUGAAGGGCACCUUUGUGGAGCGGGACCGCAAGCGGGAGAAGAGGAAGCCCAAGAGCCAGGAGACCCCAUCUGCUAAGAAAGCCGCGCAGGGUGGUGCAGCCGCCCCAGUGGUGGGCGCCGUCCAGGGGCCAGUCCCGGGCAUGCCGCCGAUGACUCAGGCGCCACGCAUCAUGCACCACAUGCCCGGCCAGCCGCCCUACAUGCCGCCCCCGGGCAUGAUCCCGCCACCGGGCCUCGCGCCUGGCCAGAUCCCACCGGGCGCCAUGCCCCCACAGCAGCUUAUGCCAGGACAGAUGCCACCUGCCCAGCCUCUUUCAGAAAACCCACCCAAUCACAUCUUGUUCCUCACCAACCUGCCGGAGGAGACCAACGAGCUCAUGCUGUCCAUGCUUUUCAACCAGUUCCCCGGCUUCAAGGAGGUCCGGCUGGUGCCUGGGCGCCACGACAUCGCUUUCGUGGAGUUUGACAAUGAGGUGCAGGCGGGGGCUGCCCGCGAUGCCCUCCAGGGCUUCAAGAUCACCCAGAACAACGCCAUGAAGAUCUCCUUCGCCAAGAAGUAGCACCUUUCCCCGCGCCUGCCCCAUCCUUUGUCCCGGCCCCCCGUUUAGGGGGCCCCCCUUCCCCACCUUGGCUCAGCCCCUGAAGGUAAGUCCCCCUCGGGGGCCUUCUGAGCUGUGUGUGUGCGUGAGUGGUCACACAGCAUUGUACCCAGAGUCUGUCUCCAGACAUUGCACCUGGCGCUGUUAGGCCGGAAUUAAAGUGGUUUUUUGAGGUUUGGUUUUUCACUAUCAUUUGUCUGUUGUUUUUUAUUUUCUCUUGUCCUGUGUCUCUUUCCCCACACUCCCGAAUCUUUGGCACUUUCUGGCAUGUUGGGGUUUGCAGCCUUGGGAGAAUAGCGCCAGGUAGCGCUAGUGUCGCUGAGUCAUCUGUAGCGCUCGGCAGCUCUCUGUUCCGUCCCAGUCAGCAGACAGGCCCCGAGGACAGCCAGGUAGGUCGGGUGCUCUGCUGCACCCUGGACCCCCGUCAGGGGCUUCUUCCCCUCCACAGAAUCCUCAUCGAAGCGCCUGCUGUGGCCACAGAACCCAGAAUCCAGGCUGAGGGAAGCGGGCGUUCAUGCGCGUAUGAACCGUGGAAGGGUCGGGAUGACGGAGGGUUUGAGACAGGUACUUGGGGUUCAGGCUCACAGCCCCUGCAGUCUUGUUCAGGAAAAUGCCACAGCUGUCACGGGAGUUCCCAGCCGGACUCUCACGUGGGCACUAGAACAGGAGUGUGGCCAGUUCCCAGGGCUCAUCUGCCUUGCUGACCAGCGGUCAGCUGGGAACCUCAGGCAAAUGGCUGAACCAAAUUCCCCUCCAGUGCCGGGGAGUUGGGAAAUGUUUCUGGUGGGGCAGCCAUGUACCCAGCUGAAGCUAACUAAGGAUGAGAGACAAAAGGCAGCUCGCUUAGAUGUCACACGCCUGUCCUGGAAGAUUUUCAUAAACUGACUCAAAAAAUUGAACAGGUUGCCUAAGAUCUUCAUAGUAAAUGGGAGGUGAGGCCAUCUGUCAUAAGUGGACAUCAGCAAGAACAUACACAGGGACCUUUAAUUCCAGGGUCAUUUUUACCUGCUCUGCUCGCCCUCUUAAAGGGCGCCCUCUGGGGGCCCUCCCUGGUGGCUGGUGCAAGGGGUCACGUCUCAGCACAUGAAGC
Molecule: messenger RNA, 2040 nt
Organism: Condylura cristata (star-nosed mole)
Lineage: Eukaryota; Metazoa; Chordata; Mammalia; Eulipotyphla; Talpidae
Gene: SNRPA
Product: small nuclear ribonucleoprotein polypeptide A
Exons: 6
Coding region: 168-911 (247 amino acids)
Biological process (GO): mRNA splicing, via spliceosome
Cellular component (GO): U1 snRNP
Molecular function (GO): U1 snRNA binding
Source: RefSeq, a predicted model, not a curated record